UGAGCCUUACUUUUGAGAAAACAAUUCGAGGCAGAAGAUCUAAACCACGACGUCUGCGUACUGCCUUGCAGUGGCUUUUUUGACAUUUUUGUUUUUGUCACGCCACAUCCUACCACACACACAUUCACACGCACACAUGCAUUGAUCUAUCAGUGCCUUGUUUGUUCACACCGCUGCUGCGAGUUCACCCCGGCCAGCCUGCUGCGACUGACGCAGAGGCUCACGGCUUGGCUCCUCCUCCUCCUCCUCCUCCUCUUGCACAGUGCGGUCUCCAUGGCAACGCGCAGAUGAGAGCAGCUUAGCAACAGCACGGCGAGCAUCCAGACUGCUCGGUCCUACAGAGCAGGAGACAUCCUCGACAAGAAUCCUCUCCGAGUGUCACGUUUACAUUUUUCAUCUACGUGAUAUUAAGAGGAUUAUUUAUUCUUUUUAAAAUUUUCAUUAAGAUGAAGUUUAUGGUGGUUCUGGUGGGCGCUGGCACGCUGGCCUUCCUCGGCGCCGUCAUCUGCAUCUUCGCCAGCGUUUAUCCCCGUAAACGCGCCGCGGCUCUGUCCGACAACGGCACCCUGACGUCAGAGACGCUCCUCCAGCCUCUGGAGCGGCCCGGUGCGGUGGCUCACGCCGGGCCGCUCGGCGCUCUACAUGGCACCGACUCCUAUGGCGGAGGAAACGGACUCGGCUUGGGGCUCCCCACGUUGAACGAGCUCGACCUCGGGGAGGAGACCGUACAAGGCUCGGCCAAGGUGUUCAGCUACAGCCGACUCAUCUGCACGCCGGUUCCACUCGGGGACUGUAAGGGGAAAGAAGCCGGGCAACAGCCGCUGUCGGACGACCCUCUCGCCGACGAGGAGUGGACGUUCCUCCGCACCACUGCGGAGGAGCUCCGGCAGAUGGUUAUGCAGCAGAACGACCAGAUCCUCAUGGACCAGAGGACCAUCCGGGAGCUGACGGGCAAACUGAGUGAGUGUGAGAGCGGCCUGGAGGAGGAGGACGGCGGGAGACCCGGACCCGAGCGAAGCAUCGGAGUCUGGAGUGGCAACCGGCGGGUCAUGGCCGGGGACGACGUCACCUCCUCGGCCGCCUCUCAGCUGCAGACGGCCCGAGCCGUGGAGGAGCUAGCCCGGGCUAUCAUGGAUUUGAAGGACCGAAUAGAGAAGUUGGAGGCAGAGAUCGGCCCAGCUGCCCUGAACCUCACCGACACGUCUACAGGAACAAGCAGUAGCAGCGGCCCCCCGGUGGCCACCAAGCCUCCGACUCCAGCCACCGGCAACGCCAACCCUGCGCCCCCGGGCCCGGCAGCGGUAGGCCACGGGGCCCGUCGACCGGGCUCCUCCGCCUCCAAACCCUCAGCCAAAGGGGUCCCCGGUCGCGGGAAGGCUCUCUGGAGGGUGGAGGACCUGGAGGGCGAGCUAGAGAGGAAAAUAAAAAUGCUGGAGAAGGAGCGGCAGGCCAUUCGGAAGGAGACACAGGGCCAGUAUGAGAAGAUCAACCAGGGCUUGGACACCGCCAACCACCGUGUCAGUGAACUGGAGCACACCCUAACCGAGCCGUCCUUCCCCGACGGCUUCGUGCUGUCCUUCCCCAUGCGCACUAACUACAUGUAUGGCCUGGUGCGGAAGGAGAUAACUGAGAUGUACGCCUUCACUGCCUGUGUGUGGCUGAAGGCUAAGGAAGGCGGGAUCGGCACGCCUUUCUCCUACUCGGUGCCCGGACAGCCCAACGAGCUGGUGUUGCUGCAGGGUGUCCAUAACCCUGUGGAGCUGCUCAUCAAUGAUAAGGUGGCACAGUUGCCGCUGUCGCUCCCUCAGGAUGAAUGGCAGCACAUCUGCGUCAGCUGGACCCUGAGGGACGGUGUGUGGAAGGCCUACCAGGGUGGCAAGAUGAAAGGUCGGGGGGAAGGACUGGCCGCUUGGCACCCCAUCAAACCUGGUGGGGUGCUCAUCCUGGGCCAGGAGCAGGACACCCUUGGCGGACGCUUCGACGCCUCCCAAGCGCUGGUUGGUGAACUCUCCCAGUUCAACUUGUGGGACCGGGUGUUGAAGCCCGCUGAAGUCGCCGCCCUGGCGGAAUGCAACUCCUCGGUACUCGGCAACAUCGCCCCCUGGACCGAUCUGGACGUGGACGUCUAUGGCGGAGCCACUAAGGAGUCCUUAGACCCGUGCCACGCUGCUGAAAGAUCCAACCCCUCCAGCCCCAAACAGUGAGGGGACAAGGGGGCUGUGAGAGCUCACAUAAGGUCAAUGUAGUCGAGGGGUAAAAUAAAUUACUUCGGAAUGUAAAGCAUUUGUUUGGAGCCAGAGAGCUGACGGGACGGCGCUCAUUGGACGUUUGGAGCUCGUCUGUUUUUCAUGUCUGGUGUGUUUAGUUCAAAAGUGAGGUUAAGUUACUGCCUUAGUCAGGCAAUCAAAACACAAGCUUGUAGAUGAGAUGGACUAUCAGUGCUAAUUUGAGGUCAAUCAUUUCUGUGAACAGAAAAACAGUAUCAGACUCUUCGGGUCUUACGGUUUUAAUGCAGGUAUAGUCACUGAUGAUGAAAACCUUCGUUGUCACCUCAUGUCAUUGCUUGUGUUUAGAUGCUGAAACUGAGACGCGUGUUAACGUUCUCGACGGGAAAACGUAACGUCAUGUUCAAGUGUACAUGGUCCGGCAUAUUUGUAGAUUUUAUACAGUAAAGUUCCUCCCACCAUUCGCUUACAACAGUGAUCUUAUACUGUAAAUGUGUAAUUUAUUGUGUGAUAAUGUAGCCUUGCUAAUGUUGCUCACCCCCCCACAGCCCCAACGCAUUGUAGCCUAACACAAUUUGCAGACAGUCGCAAGCACAUAAACCAGCACGGUAAACUCAAGAAAAAUAAAUUUUAAUUUGACUAAAUUUGAUGUUUUUUUUUUUUUUUGCAUGAAAUUUUGACCGAACACUGCAUCAACGGCAGUUCGGCCUCUCAAACGUCUUUUUUGGGUGAAUUGGCAUUCACAAAAUAUAAAUUUAAAAAGAAAUAAGACAUCAAGAAAUUUAAUUACAAAAAAUAAAAUAGUACUUCAUGGCCAAGUCCAGUGUGACCUUCAGACACACAUUUAAACUAUUUCUCACAAAUAAUAAUGCCGUUAAAUUGCUAUGAUUCCGUUGCAUGGUGCGUUUCUCUGUUUCAUUACUAUUCAGUAAUAAAGUGACAAAAAAAAAGCUCAUGUAUAGCUUCCCUUCUUUUGGAGGGAUUGUAGCUGGUAUAAUUCAUUUAAAAUGUUCUUGUAUUAGCAUCAAAAGGCCAUUAUUGGUUGCAAGGCGGCUGCUAUUUUGUUGCUACAAUGGACACUUUUGACUGUUGUCAAUGGCAAUGGUCAAAAGGGCGACGCAAGGAAUUCAGCGUUUUAUGAGAGGGGCUUUAAUUCUUACUAUACAAAAACAUCUAACACUGUGCAGUCAAGUGUACUUUGCUUCAAACCCUUUGUUACCGCAGUGCACGAGUACGAAGGAGUAUUACAGCCACACUGAAAAGAAAAAAAAAAAAAGAAACAUGAAAAAAAAAUGUACCCACUAAAAUCACAAGUCUUAAUUUGACAAGAGGUAAAAUAUCAUGAGAAUAAAGUUGUAGAUCUAUAUGAAUAGCUAAGAACCUUUUUUUCGACUACAUCAAAUCUUAUGAGUUUUAAAAAAAAUUGUACAUAUGAGAAUAAAGACUUGACGUUACAAAAAUACAGUCGUGAUAUUACCAGAACAAAUUCACUAAAUUAUAUCAUAUCACCAAAAUAAAAUGACAGUAACAUGAGAACAGUCGUAAUAUUACAAGAAAUAAACAAAUCAUUUUACCAAAUAAAGUUUUGAUACUGCCAGUAAAGAUUUCAAGUACCAUGAGAAUUAAAUUGUAUUUUUAUGUGACGAAUAUCUCAAAAUGAGAGUACAGUUGUAAUCUUACAAUAGGUACAUUUAUAAGGAUAAAUUCCAAUAGCACAUAAAAAGUUGACAGUUGUAAAUUGAAUAAAUUUGUUCAAGCAAAAGAAAAAAAAUGGAAUUGAGAAGAAUAACGUGGCAUUGGGCUUCAUGUCAUCAUGUUACGACACACACUCGGGUCGAAUUCAAAUCUGAUUCGCAAAAUUGGUUCUUGCAAUAUUCCAAAUGUGUGACUUUCUUUUUCUGUAAUCUGAUAUUUGCUUUGUCUCUUCAGUGUGGCCCUCACCCUCCUCCGUAACAUGAUAGGCCCCACUCCCACCAUCCAAUAUUUCUUUUGUAAGUGCCUAUUUGGGCCUCAAAAGGCCCACAGUGGUAGUCGAUCACUUUCCUCUUUUGUCUUCUCUCUUGCUUUACAUUGUCCAAGGCCGUAUCCCGUCUUUGUCCUCCUCUGCACCUUUACGCACUUGAUAUUGUGAACUCGGUGGAUGCGACUUAAUAAACUGCAUUUUGAUGGCA
This is a messenger RNA of Hippocampus comes (tiger tail seahorse), 4396 nucleotides long. It is a transcript of the gene nptxrb, whose product is annotated as neuronal pentraxin receptor b. The transcript has 5 exons. Bases 447 to 2204 code for a protein of 585 amino acids. The record is from RefSeq and is a predicted model, not a curated record. Lineage: Eukaryota; Metazoa; Chordata; Actinopteri; Syngnathiformes; Syngnathidae.